Melanotaenia boesemani (Boeseman's rainbowfish) is the source of this 1674-nucleotide messenger RNA. RefSeq names its product heat shock protein beta-11-like. Gene Ontology annotation, molecular function: protein folding chaperone. The coding region runs from base 711 to 1367 and encodes 218 amino acids. Gene Ontology annotation, biological process: protein refolding; response to heat. NCBI's taxonomy places the organism in Eukaryota, Metazoa, Chordata, Actinopteri, Atheriniformes, Melanotaeniidae. The record is from RefSeq and is a predicted model, not a curated record. The transcript has a single exon.
AGAAUGUACAUGCAUUUUCGUGACUUAUAAGACUGAUGUUGCAUCAGCUUCCCUCUGAAAACAAAUGGAAGCAUUGGCGAUGAACGCAGUCUGAUCCGGUGUUUGGAACUAUUGAACGUCUCCAGUAACCCAGAAGUGCGCCGCCAUGUUUUCUACACAGGAGUCAAUGAGAGUGUCGCGGCUCUGAGUGUAUCGACGGCUCUGGUGCAGACAAAAGUGACCGUCCAUCUUCUGCGUCCAGCAUAAACUUUGGGGGCCUUUACUGUGGGCUGUCCUCAGAAGUAAUAGAAACAGGAAUCUGUGUGUGUGUGUGCGUUUUGGAUAACUGUCGUGUCUGGUCCUGAUUUGGUCGCUGGGCUUUAUGGGGGUGAUAAAGAGUUCUGACCUGGUUUUGAGGUGGUUUCGGAUUUUAGGAACCAGGAAUGUGUUGUGUUUGAAUCACUCCUUACAAACAAACGGUGUGUGUGUUCAGCUGCUGCAUGCCAACACGCCUCAGCUUUGUUCUAUUUCUGCUACACGACUCAGUCACAGUCUUUAAAAAGCUGGUGAACACACACUCACACACACAUCAGGAAUGCUGCUGGAACUUUCUGGCAGUGCUGGACGGGCGGGUGCUGGUGGGGGUGUCAGGGUAUAAAAGCAGCCAGGGAGAAGGAGCGCCAGACAAAUAGAGACUCCAGACUGAAGCAGAGCAACUGAAACCGAACAGGAUGUUGCGUCCCAGCAUCUUCCAGCCAUCCUCCGUCACCAUGAGGCCUUUCCUGGACCUGCACUGGCCCGUCCGCAGCCUCUGGCCUGAGACCCGGCCGCUCUUCUACCAAAUCGAGCAGGAGAUCAUCCGCCACAUGCAUGAGAUGAGGCAGAAUAUGGAGUACAUGGAGAGGCUGCACCAGAAAAUCUUUGAGGAGAUCGACAGCUCCUCCUCCUCCACAGGUGACUUUAAGCCCAUUGCCUUCCAAGAGCUGGGGACGGAUGGCAGCAGCUUUGCCCUCAGCCUGGACACAAAGGAGUUCUCCCCGAAGGAGUUGUCGGUCAAACAGGUGGGCAGGAAGCUAAGGGUGAGUGGCAGGAUGGAGAAAAAGCAGGAUGAUGGGAAGGGCUCCUACUCCUACAGGUGUCAAGAGUUCAGGCAGGAGUUGGACCUGCCAGACGGCGUUGACCCGGAGACCAUCACCUGCUCACUAGUGGGUGGCCGGCUACAGAUCCAGGCGCCCCAGAAAAGAGCACAGCCAGAUGGAAAGGAGAGGAUCGUCCCCAUCAGCGUGACCUCCACCCCGGCCAUCACCUCCAGCACCUCCUCGUCCUCCAGCCGGGGAGUGGAGGGGGGCACUGCUCCCUCAGAGAGCAGCGUUGCUGAGAAAAAUUGAACGUGGUGAAGCAUCUCAUCUACUAUCUGUUGUUUCACUGCUGGAGGAAGCAGGAAGUUUUUUGUCUUUGGUUGUAAUUCUGUUUCAUUAUUAACGGUAAAAAGAUGACGUUUAAACAGAAAUGUCUCAUUGUUGCCUGAUCUGACUGGACAAAAAUCUGAUGUUUAUUUUCACUUUAAUCCAAAGUUUUUGUGUUUUUUUUUUGUUUUUUUUUUUACACCUGUAAUUAUUAGUUUGUUUAAAGGCCAUAAAUGAAUAAAACUUAAUAGAGAACAGUGUACUGAAUCUGAUGGUUAGUACGGGUCGG